This is a messenger RNA of Sinocyclocheilus grahami, 5546 nucleotides long. Its product is annotated as protein Shroom2-like. Gene Ontology annotation, biological process: actin filament organization. Gene Ontology annotation, molecular function: actin filament binding. The transcript is spliced from 10 exons. The coding region runs from base 114 to 4751 and encodes 1545 amino acids. The record is from RefSeq and is a predicted model, not a curated record. Gene Ontology annotation, cellular component: cortical actin cytoskeleton; apical plasma membrane; apical junction complex. Lineage: Eukaryota; Metazoa; Chordata; Actinopteri; Cypriniformes; Cyprinidae.
GCUGCUCCUCUGAUCUCAGAGUUGAAUGGUGUCCAACAGUUUGAGCUCGAGACGCUGAGUUUCUGCAGGUGUCGUCUUCUUCUACAGCAGCUCGAGCUGGACAGAGGGUUUGUAUGAUGGAGCUGCGCGAGCUGUUGCUUGUGAGCUGUGAAGCUGGACCAGGAGGAGAGCACGAGGAGCAGCACGAGGAGCAGCACGCAGGUGUGCAGGCUGUGGAGCUGUGUCUGACCGGAGGCUCUCCGUGGGGCUUCACUCUCAGAGGAGGCCUGGAGCAGCACGAGCCGCUGCUCAUCACCAAGGUGGAGGACGGGAGUCGAGCGGCGCGGGGUCGACUCCAGAUCGGUGACGAGAUAGUCAGCGUGAACUCGGUUCUGCUCAGUGGUUACAGACUGGAGGCCAUUUGUCUGGUGAAAAGCUCACGUAAGACGCUCUCUCUGGGAAUAAAACGGAGUAAUGAAUCGUCAUGUAGACCCCAUUCGUGGCACUCCGCUAAAUCCACGGAUAACUCUACCACCGACACCCCCAAAUCUGAACCCAACCCUGUACCCGACCCCACCUGGCAGACAAAAUAUGAUGCAGGGUCGCUUUCAAAAGACUUCACCAGCUGUUGGGGACAGACCAAUCUGCGACAAGUAUCCUGCCAGUUCAGCUCUGUGGGAAAUAUGGAAAGUGUAGAGCCCUCAUCUCAUGCUUGCUCGAAAGAGCAGCCAUUAUCGAGCAAACCCAAUGGUGCAGCAGAUCACCCAGUGUUUGAGAGUGCCAUCAGCAAACCUAAUUCUGCAUGUAACACGUUUUUGUCAGGCACAGCUGACCACAGUGCACCUCGGGGUGUCACUAGCACAGAAGGGAUGUUUUAUAGAGGCAUUCCCAGUAAUUUAGGAGUUUCCAGUGACUGCUAUAGAUACCUGCAGAUCCCCAUGGGCAACGGGGGACGAGUGAGUCCCAGCGUGGAGGAGCAAGCUAGCUCCAAAUUCUCCUCCACUGGAAGAUCCAACCAUAGACCUGUGUGGCAUAUUCCUGAGAACAAGAUGUCCACUACUCAAGCUCCUUCUGCUCCUUCUGCUCCUUCUCCACCCUUGCGUAGUGAUAGUUUCAUUGCCACCAGAGUUCAUGAGAAGAGCUUGGUGGGAUCGUUCCCUGAAGGACUUUCUGUGUAUCCACCACAGAAACCUCACUGCAGAGCUGUGGACCGACAGUUGGAUGGUGAACGAGGGCGUGAAGCGAGACACAGCUACAACCCACCUCCAAAGAAGGACUUUCUUCAGCCGUAUCUUUCGGUUGAGUACUACCCAAAUCAGCCGAACCCUACCAAACUCUUUUCCAAGUCAAGCACUGAUGUUAGACAAGGCCAGAACCCAUUUGCAUAUGAACUUCAGCAUCAGAGACAGCACAGCGAUGAUAGUACCUUUUCUGUGUACCCCAAUGCUACAUGUUCACCAAAGACCCAGAGCAUUGGGAGCAACUACCGAAGCCUUCAAGAUUUGCCCACCAACACUGGCAGUCGAAACCAAACCAGAACCCCCAUGGCAUUUGACCCCAAUCAUGAGGGCCAGGCUCAUUUCCGUUACUACUGCAUCACUGCCCAGCAGCCAUCCCUGGAAUCCCCUACACAGGGUUGGAUGGAAGAUGAACGGAGGUCUGAAACAGGAACCACUCGAGGUGCCACAGACAGAAGCUUUGUUGGUUCUCAAAAGGUUGUGAAGACAAAGUAUCCCCAGCCGUACCUCAGUGUACCUGAGAACAAGAGCUCCAACGGUUACAGCAAACAGGCCAUCACUGCUCCUUCAUCUCAAGCUACGUCCCCAGUACCAAAUCAUCUGAUUUCAAAGUCCAGCUCCGGGGAAAGAGAGAUUCCAAAGAAGAAAGAGGGAGUUAAGCCACAGCCUUCCAGGCAUGUACCAAAUCACCAGAUGGAGCAGAAGAACUCUGUGUCCACUUACCACCAGGACAAUCCAUGGAUCAGCAAGCAGGAUUACAAGAUCUGUCCACACAAGACACCCAUGUUGCACUCUUUGGCCCAGGAGAGCAAGAAGAUGGCAGAAAAAUCAGUAACGGUCAAAGGAGGUGGUCAAGAAUCAACUGAUGCCAUCGGUGGCAAACAGGGAAGACGGAGUGACCGCUAUGCCACAACUCUACGCAACGAGAUCCAACAGAAGAAGUCCCAGCUUCAGAAAAGCAGAAGUGCAGCUACCUUGACCUGCUUAAGUGAAGUUGAGGAGGACUCUGACAUCAUGAAAUCCAAUGAGACCUGCACAUCAUCUUCUGAUGGUUCCUUCACCAACACGUACAAGGAUCAUCUGAAGGAAGCCCAAGCCAAAGUUCUGAAGGCCACAUCGUUUAUGAGGAGGGACCUGGAGUUUCCUGGGAACGAAGUUGCACCGGGUCAACUUCCCAAAAAACCUGGGCCUGUUUAUGGGCAAGUCAACCGCAUUGGGGGGCGUAAAAGGUUUCCCAUGGAUAAAAAGAUACAUUCCUUCUCUGAACCAGACAAGAUCAAUGAAGUAGGAGUUGAGGAUAAGGCAGCUGGGUGCUUUGUGGACCGAUAUAAGUUCUUCGAAGGUUCCUUCAAACCAGUUCUCCAAAAGCCCAUUCCAAAGCAAUCCCUGCUCAGUCCAACUGAAGACCAAGAUGAGAGAAAGACUAGAUUAACUGGAAACAGCGAAAGCAUCCAUCUAGCUCCCUUAAAACACAGUAAAUCGAGCCAUUCUGAUCUUAAUACAGAGGAGCAACAACGACUCGGUACAUUUGCAGAAUAUGAAGCUACAUGGAACAUGCAGAAGAAGCCAGUGGAAAGAAGAGCCACAAGCAGAUAUCGUUCAGCUGAAAACAUCCUGGACUCAGGCUUGGAGGAAUCCAACAGUACAGUGUGUGUUCACGAAAGAUCCCGUUCCUCCCCUUCUGCUGACUUCUACGGACAGAAUAUCCCUCUGCCACCCAGAAAGUCUCCUGUUGAAUCUCCGCCUGAAGCCAAGGACCAACAGGAGGCCCAUAUCACUAGUGUAUCCGAAAGAGAGCAUGGUCUGCUCAACAUCUCUGAGCCUCUAGAGUCCAUCACACUGAACGUUCUGGAAAGUGAUGUGGCACCUCUUUCCUCCAACCAGAAACCCAGACUUGCCAGGUAUCCACCACCAUUCUCCUCACAUCAUCUCCAGGUUCCCGUAUCAGAGCAACAGCUUCCUAAAAACAAAAGUCAUGAACUGCAGAGGUCUGUCCAACCCAAACAGCCAGAAACCACAUGCCCUUUCAGAGCCUCCAAGGAAGUUAGAGUUCAGACCUCUUCCCCUGAGCCAACUCAAGGACCAUGUCCAUCAGAACAUCUGGAGAGAGACAAAUGCCCGACCUCAGAGGACAAUCGGAGAUCAGACACCGAGGGGAUGUUAUCACACACGCUACAUCUUUUAGGUCAUUCCUCCAUUUCUCCCAAGCAGAACAUUGACCUGACGGUAACCUCAGCCAGCAGAACACGUUCUCCUUCUCCUCAGUCCUCUCCACAGCCACCUGCAACUGUGCAGAAAAAGGAUCCAUGCAGUAGUAAGAUGGAGGAAACAUCAGAGCCAAACACUGCUGGGCGAAAGGUUCCCAUACAGAUCAUUUGUACAGAAAACGGUUCAGAGGGAGAAAACCGAAACUAUCUGCCACAUGGUGAAUCAUCUGGAGGCUCUGAGGUGCCUAAAACUGGCCAGCUAAAAAAUCUAGAUACUCCAGAGCAAUCGAAGUCGCCGUUUAUUGCCUACACCCACCUGGAUCCAAGUAGAAACGCAGAACGUCAGACUGGCGAGAUGGUACUAGACAAUAAAGAGAGGGUGAGGAGCAAUGGUGUGGGCGAACACUCAGAGGAGGACCUGAAACGAGAGGAGCUGGCCAGAGAUAUCAUGGGGAAGGACAAGAGUCUGGUGGACAUCUUGGAUCAGAGUAAGAUGAAGACUACCAUGGAUCUGAUGGAGGGAAUAUUUCCACAGGGGGAGCAGCUCCUGGAGGGAGCGCAGCAGAGGAGGAAAGCGGCCUCCAAACAGACGUCUCCCAAAAAUACACAGCAGAGGGUGGAGGACAAUUUGGCAUCAUCAGUGUCGUUAGUGAACAGUUCGUCGUAUUAUAGCACAUCUGCACCUAAAGCAGAGCUGCUCAUAAAGAUGAAGGACAUGCAGGAUCACAUGGAGGAACAAGAUUCAGAGGAUGAACUUGAUUAUGACCUGUCCAACAAGAAGCAAGAGUUGAUCGACAGCUUAAGUAAGAAGCUGCUCGUGCUUCGAGAGGCUCGUGAAAGCCUGCAGGAGGACGUGCAGGACAAUAACGUUCUGGGAGAGGAAGUGGAAGACACUGUACAGACCGUCUGCAAACCCAACGAGCUGGAGAAGUUUCGCAUGUUCGUGGGUGACCUGGACAAAGUGGUCAGUCUGUUGCUGUCUCUGUCCGGCCGACUGGCCCGAGUGGAAAAUGCCCUGAACAACCUGGAGGAGGGAACGUUAGCGGACGAGAAGCACACUUUGACCGAAAAACGCAAACUGCUGAUUCGCCAGCACGAAGACGCCAAAGAGCUGAAGGAGAACUUGGACCGAAGGGAACGUCUGGUUUAUGAGAUUCUGGCCAGUCACCUCAGCGAAGAGUGUCUCGCAGACUACCGGCACUUCGUCAAAAUGAAGUCGGCGCUCAUCAUUGAGCAGCGUAAACUGGAGGAUAAGAUCAAACUGGGUGAAGAGCAGCUCAAAUGUCUGAAGGACAGUCUGCCGCUGGACCAGAGACUGCUGUACUGAACUAUACUGAUCCAUAGCGCACUAUACUGAACUCUGGACUGGUCUAGACUGGACUGGACUACGUUAAGUUAACUCUUGUUGGGAACUAGACUCUAAGCAGACGUAUUUCAUAUCUGCUUGUGUGCACUGAAUAGAUUUAUUACCAUCAACACAAAAUCAUUCUCAUAUAAGUUCUGAGCGUUUUAAAAAAAAAGUUUUUUUCUACCUGUAUGUGCGUUUAACUAAUUUGCUUUGCGGCUGAAAGCUAACGGUGCUAUUAACUGAAAGUUAGAUCUGCUUAUUCUUAACUAGAUCCAGACUGAAAAGCUGUUUUACUCAUUUCAUGUGAAUGAAAGGGAGGUUUAGAAUAUCUCUACUCUUAUCUAAAAUAUGAACCUGUGAACCAGGAAAAUCAUUUGUGAUAUACUGUUCAUAAACACGCUUGCAGUGCACUUCUGCUGCAAUAAAUUGGAAUAAAAAUAAAAAUAUAUAUGGCAACUUUUGUUGUAGCUCUUCAUAGUUAUGGAUGGGUUACAAUUAAUUUGUCUGUCUGAUAUCACACUUGCUGUAAGGAAGUGAUUCAUAAAUAUUUAGCUGUAAACAAGAAUAUUACGGUAUAUAAUUAAGCGUCACCCAUGAUUUUAUGAUCUUUAUGAGUCACUGUAUUUUCCAAUAUGAGGCGACCGAUCUCAGAUUCCUCAUUGUUUGGUUUUAUGAUGUUGACCGUGAUCAUGAGCCAUGGUCAAUCAUUCACAGAAACAUAUUCACGAGCUUAUUUACAGAAGAUUUCUAAACAGCAGGAAGUUUCAGACGGGU